AUGCCUCUCUUUCCUUCCACUCCCUCCCUCCUCUCCGUCUCCGUCUCCCUCUGCCUCGCUCUCUCCCUCCUCGUCUCCGCAGGUCAUACCUCCAAUUGGGCCGUCCUUGUCUCAACUUCUCGAUUCUGGUUUAACUACCGCCACCUCGCCAAUGUCCUCUCCCUUUACCGUACAGUCAAGAGACUCGGGAUUCCCGAUUCUCAGAUCAUCCUGAUGCUACCAGAUGACAUGGCGUGUAACCCUCGAAACGCAUUCCCAGGAACAGUCUAUAACAACGCUGACCGCGCUCUGGAUCUCUAUGGUGAUAACAUAGAGGUAGACUACCGUGGCUACGAAGUGACUGUAGAAAGUUUUAUUCGACUCUUAACGGACCGGCUGGAUGAUGACGUACCUCGCAGCAAGCGGCUGGGAUCCGAUGCAGGAAGCAACGUCCUCGUCUACAUGACCGGACACGGCGGGGACCAGUUCCUGAAAUUCCAGGACUCUGAGGAAAUUGGCGCAUGGGACCUGGCUGAUGCCUUCGGACAGAUGUGGGAGAAGAAACGAUACCGGGAACUUCUUUUCAUGAUCGAUACCUGCCAGGCUAAUACCAUGUACACCCACUUCUACUCCCCCAACAUCAUCGCCACCGGUUCCAGCGCCCUCUCCCAGUCCUCUUAUUCCCACCAUGCCGAUAGUGACGUGGGCGUCGCCGUCAUCGACCGCUGGACAUACUACAUCCUUGAGUUUCUGGAAACUCAAGUUACGAACCAGAACUCGAAGAGUACUUUAGGCGACCUCUUCGAUUCUUACGAUGAGUCGAAGAUCCAUUCUCAGCCUGGGGUGCGGUGGGAUUUGUUCCCUGGCGGUGAACUCGAAGGCAGACAACGUAUCGUUAUGGAUUUCUUCGGCAAUGUGCAGAAUGUCGAUGUCGAGUGGGAUCGGGGGAACACAACAAUGGACGCCGGUUCACUGAAAGACGACCUUGUAACCAUCGCUCGGUUAGUUGAGGAAUGGAGGCGAAAGGAACCGCAGGUGCAUGCACAGUCAUCCCUGGAAUCGGUUUCAAACAACAUCAGCAAUGAGGGAGCACGACAAAACAGCACCAGCCGUCCGUACCAGAUAUCUCCUGGUGCCAUGAAAAUGGAUGAUUCGAACAGCUGGAAACUGAAGAUCUAUGACAACUUCUUCACACACACGUAA
Messenger RNA from Histoplasma mississippiense, 1182 nucleotides. RefSeq names its product GPI-anchor transamidase precursor. The record is from RefSeq and is a predicted model, not a curated record. Lineage: Eukaryota; Fungi; Ascomycota; Eurotiomycetes; Onygenales; Ajellomycetaceae. The transcript has 2 exons. Gene Ontology annotation, biological process: proteolysis; attachment of GPI anchor to protein; protein localization to cell surface. Gene Ontology annotation, cellular component: GPI-anchor transamidase complex. Bases 1 to 1182 code for a protein of 393 amino acids. Gene Ontology annotation, molecular function: GPI-anchor transamidase activity.